Molecule: messenger RNA, 309 nt
Organism: Aspergillus tubingensis
Lineage: Eukaryota; Fungi; Ascomycota; Eurotiomycetes; Eurotiales; Aspergillaceae
Exons: 3
Coding region: 1-309 (102 amino acids)
Source: RefSeq, a predicted model, not a curated record
AUGCUCUCCCGCUCCUUCACCCCCUUCCUCCGCUCCCGGAUCCCCAUCACUCAGCGGGCCUCCCUGUCCACCUCUACUGCCAGAUGGAGCCAGGACUCGUCAUCAUCCAGUGCUUAUAGGGAAGGAAUGGCCCGCUACAAGCUCUUCGUGAGUCCCUUUGCUAAGGUCUUCCUCGGUGCCAUCUUCACCUAUCAAGUCAUCCACUGGACGUGGUUGAAGUUGGAGAUGGAUGAGUCUAAGGCGGAGAAGAAUAAGGAGGUAGAGGCGCUGGAGAAGAAGGCUAAGGAAUUGACCGGCGCGCAAAAAUAA